This is a messenger RNA of Adineta ricciae, 2463 nucleotides long. The record is from the annotation of a GenBank genome assembly. Lineage: Eukaryota; Metazoa; Rotifera; Eurotatoria; Adinetida; Adinetidae.
AUGUCAGCAGCAACAACCACCGAUAAACUUGGUGAGAAGAAUCUUGAGAAUUUCUCUUUAGUUUGGCUCGACGAAACCGCAUCGAAGCAUCCAGACGAGGAAAAACGACUUCGUACGGUGAUCAGUCACCUGAAAAAGUUCGACGGUAUCGAUCAAACUGAAUCUUAUAUUCAAUCUGUUUCAAAAGAAGAUCAAAUUGUGUUCGUUGUCAAUGGCAAAUGCAGUCAUGAAAUCAUCUCCCGAAUCCAUUUAUUACCACAAAUCUUUGCAAUUUAUAUUUACGAUUCGGAAAUUACUGACUGUAUGGCAGAAUUCAAUAAAGUUAAAGGUGUGAAUAAAGAAUUGAAACUUUUAGUAGAGCAGAUCAUUGCCAAUCAUUGCGAUAGAAUCAAUGGAAAUCUCUCUCUCAAUGUUUUCAAUGCAUCAACACGCAAUCAGGAACAAUCAACCUCAUCGUUGAAUGGACAGUUUAUUCAUUGUCAUUUGUUAAUCGAUUGCCUUUUGAAUAUGAUUCCGAAAUCAACGGAUAAAGAUCAAUUAAUUGAUUUAUGUCGAAAAUAUUACAAAGACAAUCCAACGGAAUUGGCCAUUGUUAAUGAAUUUCAACGGAAUUAUGUUGCUGAUCGGGCAUUAUGGUGGUAUACUAGAGAAUCGUUUCUUUAUCGACUGUUAAACAAAGCACUACGAACGCAAGACAUCGAUUUCUUGUUUUUAUUCCGUUUUUUCAUUCGUGAUCUCGAAAAUCAAUUGAAACAACUACAAUCACCCACGAAACUUCGCGUUUACCGGGGUCAAGUUAUCUCCAAUGAUGAAUUGGAAGCAUUGAAAACAUCCAUUGGACAGUUUAUUUCCAUGAAUUCCUUUCUCUCAACCAGCGUUGAUCGUCGAUCGGCAGUUUCGUUUCUUUACAGUUCAACAGCAUCAGCCGAUCUCCAGCGUAUUCUUUUCGAAAUCGAUCUUGAUCCGAGUUUAGCAGGAAUCAAACCAUUUGCCAAUAUCACAUCGCAUAGUUUCUUCACCGAUGAACAAGAAGUUUUAGUUAUGUUAGGAUCGAUCUUCCGCUUGGUCAAUCUCGAAUACAAAGAUCGAGCUUGGGUUGCCCAAUUGAGUUUAUGCAGUGAUGAAGAUAAUGACACAAAAGCAGUUUAUGAUUAUAUUAGAAAUGAAUACGGAGAAGGCGAACAGGGCUCAAGUCUUUUCUCAUUUGGUGUUCUUCUUUUCAAAAUGGGUCAAUAUGAGAAAGCUGAACAGUAUUAUCAUCGUUUACUCAAUGAAUUACCGAAUGAUCAUGAAGAUUUACCUUCUUGUUAUCAUAAUUUGGGUAUGAUGGAAAAUCAUCGUGGAAAUUAUACGGAAAGUUUGCAAUGGUUGAACAAAGCUCUUCAAAUGUAUACCCAAACGUUGAAAUCGGAUGAUCCAAUCAUUGCGCGCACUUAUAACAGCAUCGGGGAAGUUAAAGGUGUGAAUAAAGAAUUGAAACUUUUAGUAGAGCAGAUCAUUGCCAAUCAUUGCGAUAGAAUCAAUGGAAAUCUCUCGCUCAAUGUUUUCAAUGCAUCAACAGGCAAUCAGGAACAAUCAACCUCAUCGUUGAAUGGGCAGUUUAUUCAUUGUCAUUUGUUAAUCGAUUGCCUUUUGAAUAUGAUUCCGAAAUUAACGGAUAAAGAUCAAUUGAUUGAUUUAUGUCAAAAAUAUUACAAAGACAAUCCAACAGAAUUGGCCAUUGUUAAUGAAUUUCAACGGGAUUAUGUUGCUGAUCGGGCAUUAUGGUGGUAUACUAGAGAAUCAUUUCUUUAUCGACUGUUAAACAAAGCACUGCGAACGCAAGACAUUGAUUUCUUGUUUUUAUUCCGUUUUUUCAUUCGUGAUUUAGAAAAUCAAUUGAAACUAUUGCAAUCAUCCACGAAACUUCGCGUUUAUCGAGGUCAAGUCAUCUCCAAUGAUGAAUUAGAAACAUUGAAAACAUCCAUCGGACAGUUCAUUUCGAUGAAUUCCUUUCUCUCAACCAGCGUUGAUCGUCGAUCGGCACUUUCGUUUCUUUACAGUUCAACAGCAUCAGCCGAUGUCCAGCGUAUUCUUUUCGAAAUCGAUCUAGAUCCGAGUUUAGCAGGAAUCAAACCAUUCGCUAAUAUCACAUCGCAUAGUUUCUUCACCGACGAACAAGAAGUUUUAGUUAUGUUAGGAUCGAUCUUCCGAUUGGUCAAUCUCGAAUACAAAGAUCGAGUUUGGGCUGCCCAAUUGAGUUUAUGCAGUGAUGAAGAUAAUGACACGAAAGCAGUUUAUGAUUAUAUUAGAAAUGAAUACGGAGAAGGCGAACAGGGCUCAAGUCUUUUCUCAUUUGGUGUUCUUCUUUUCAAAAUGGGUCAAUAUGAGAAAGCUGAACAGUAUUAUCGUCGUUUACUCGAGGACGUGGCAAAAUUUGGAGUGGAACCAGUUUUGAGUGAAUUUCUGGUUUCUGAUUUCUGA